GCUGCUAAAAGUAAAUUAAAGAGUCCACAUGUAUAUCACAGUGAACAUGAAUGAUACGGCAAGGCAUGGAAGUGAGUUUUUUAAAGCAGCUCACAUAAAUGACACUGUCAGUAUGAAGUCCUUAUUGACAAGUAAAGAUUUUGAUCCUGCCAUUCGAGGGAAUUUAGAAGAAACAAUCCUGCAUACUGCCUUGUUAAAUGGCAAUAAGGAAAUUGCGGAGUUUAUUCUGGAUAUGAUGCCAUCUCUGAUCAAUGAACCAAUGACAUCUGAUAUGUACAGAGGUGAGACCCCCAUGCACAUUGCUGUUUUGAAACAAGAUGUGGAAAUGGUUAAGGAACUAUUGAAACGAGGUGCUGAUGUGAUGAAUGCUCGUGCAACCGGUUCCUGCUUUGUCCCUGGAGAGGAAUGUCAGUGUUACUAUGGUGAAUACUUAUUGUCAUUUGCAGCAUGCAUUGGCAAUGAAGAGAUUGUCCGAACUCUUAUUAAGCACUGUGCUCCGUUAGAGGCACAGGAUUCCUUAGGUAAUACAGUACUUCAUGUGUUAGUUCUACAACCAGAAAAAGAGCAAGCAUAUUCCAUGUAUGAUCUCAUUACUUCACUUGUAUCUGAGAAACAUCACCAGUUUGUUGAAAACAUUGUGAACAAUGAUGGCUACACUCCAUUGAAGCUCGCAGCAGCUGAGGGUGACUUUGUAAUGUUCAACUAUUUGGUGCAAAAACAAAAGAAAAUAUAUUGGACAAUGGGGACAAUUUCUUACUGUGUUUAUGAUCUCACCAACAUUGAUACAUGGGGUGACCAAAAAUCAGUUCUGGAUAUCAUAACAACAAGCAGGAAUAGUGAGGUUCGCAAACUUGUUGAUGCUAAACCAGUGAAGGAGUUAUUACAUCAAAAGUGGAAUUCUUUUGGGUACAAGUAUUUCCUGAUAUGGAUGUUCUCCUAUAUCAUGUACAUUAUUAUAUUCACUGUUUCUAGUCUUUAUCGACCCUUGAAGCCAAUUCCACCGGGAUUAUCUGACAACCUCACCAUUAGGACACAGAAGACUCUGGCAGAAUCCUAUCAAACAAAGGAAGACUAUUUGAGACUUGUGGGUGAAUUAAUAACCAUCAUAGGAGCUUUGGUAAUACUUAUAAGUGAGAUUCCUUACCUGUACAGGAUUGGUCCAAGAAAUUAUUUAGGAAAUACGUCUAUAGGAGGGCCAUUUCCAUUGCUGUUGGUUUGUUACUCCCUAUUGAUUGCUGUGGCAGUUAUCAUGAGAAUCCUCGGUAAUGUUGAAGAAGCUGUUCCAAUUUCUUUGGCUCUGAUCAUUGGUUGGUGCAACACCAUCUAUUUUGCGAGAGGUUUUAAAAUGCUUGGACAGUUUUCCAUUAUGAUUCAAAAGAUAAUUUUUGGUGAUUUUAUGCAAUGGUGCUGUCUGGUACUAAUCUGCAUCACUGGAUUUACAUCUGCUUUUUAUGUCAUGUUUCAGACUCUAGAUUUGAGAAAUUAUCCAUAUUUCCGGGAUUUUCCAAUGACAAUGUACACCACGGUUGAGCUAAUGAUGGGCUUAAUUGAUCUUCCUGUUCCAUAUGAUAAGCCAACUCCCAGUAUCCUAUACAUUGGAUAUGUUCUAUACAUGAUUUUUGUGUAUCUUCUACUGUUAAAUUUGUUGAUUGCAAUGAUGGAUGACACAUAUUGGAGAAUUGCAUAUGAAAGAGAGGAACUUUGGAAAGUGCAGAUUGCAGCCACCAUACUGCUUCUAGAACGACGAGUUCCAGUAUUUCUGAGAAUCCGCUCGGGAGUUCCAGGAAGAUCUCUGGGCUUUGAUGAUGACAAGUGGUAUAUUGGGGUUGAAGAAAUUCUUACUGAGACAGUAGGAACAAAAGUGCAAGUCCCAGCACUGAAUGCACAGAAGUACUCUCACCAUCUAGGUUGGGAUGCAAUUCGAAAAAAUCUUGCAAAAAUCAUAAGCAUGAGAGAUUCUUCUGAGUCUACCUCUUUUUGA
Messenger RNA from Rhincodon typus (whale shark), 1981 nucleotides. Its product is annotated as transient receptor potential cation channel subfamily V member 6-like. Gene Ontology annotation, molecular function: protein binding; calcium channel activity. Gene Ontology annotation, biological process: calcium ion import across plasma membrane. The transcript has 15 exons. Gene Ontology annotation, cellular component: membrane. Lineage: Eukaryota; Metazoa; Chordata; Chondrichthyes; Orectolobiformes; Rhincodontidae. The record is from RefSeq and is a predicted model, not a curated record. The coding region runs from base 29 to 1981 and encodes 650 amino acids.